Messenger RNA from Colletotrichum higginsianum IMI 349063, 1212 nucleotides. Its product is annotated as Coiled-coil domain-containing protein 55. Gene Ontology annotation, biological process: regulation of alternative mRNA splicing, via spliceosome. NCBI's taxonomy places the organism in Eukaryota, Fungi, Ascomycota, Sordariomycetes, Glomerellales, Glomerellaceae. Bases 1 to 1212 code for a protein of 403 amino acids. The transcript has a single exon. The record is from RefSeq and is a predicted model, not a curated record.
AUGAGCAAAUCAGGAUUAUCGUUCGGGAUAAACCUGGGUAAAAAACCCGGCGCAUCCAAGCCCGCCCCGGCGAAACGGAAGGCAUUCGGAGGCGACGACUCAGAUGACGAUGCGCCAAAGUCGGGAACCAAGAUCGAGACUCUGGGCGAGCUAGGCGGCUUCGACCUCGCUUCCUCUUCCACCAGACAAGAGAGUGGCGGCAAGAAAUCGAAGAGCAAGACCACAUUGCCAACACACCCACCCACGAGUAAGACCAAAAAGCAGGAAAACGCCAUGUUUGGCGACCUGUCAAGCUCACUCGCAUCAAAGAAACAUGCCGAGGCAGCGGAGGAGCUCGACCCGAGCGUUUACGACUAUGACGGCGUGUAUGAGUCUUUCAAGCCCCAGAAGAAGUCGACAAAGGAGGACGUCGAGCGCAAGCCCAAAUACAUGAAAAGCCUGCUCGAGGCGGCUUCUGUGCGGAAACGAGAUGCGCUGAUUGCCGAGGAGAAGAAGAUUGCGAGGGAGCGAGAGGCCGAAGGCGAGGAGUACGCGGACAAGGAGAAGUUCGUCACAGAGGCAUACAAAAAACAACAGGAGGAAAACCGGCGGAUCGAGGAAGAAGAGAAGAGGAGGGAGGAGAAGGAAGCGAAGAAGAAUAAGACGGGCGGCAUGAGCGCUUUCUACAAGAACCUUCUGAACAAGGGUGAGGAGAGGCAUGCUGAGGUGCUAAAGGCGGCCGAGGACAAGAGCAAGGCUGGCCUGACACCUGCGCCGGAAGACGACGACGACGUGGGCAAGGAAAAGUCCGAGGCCGACAUUGCCAAAGAGAUCAACGAACAGGGCGGUUCUGUCGCCGUCAACGAAGAAGGCCAAGUCGUGGACAAGAGACAACUCCUCAAAGGCGGUCUCAACGUCGGAGCCAAGAAGGAGGCCGAGGUCAGACAGGAGGCCGCGCGACCGAGGGAGAGCAGGCCUGAGCGCGCUUCCGGCACAGGGUUCGUCGGCUCCGGCGGCAAGGGCGCAAUGCGGGAGCGGCAAACGCAGAUGCUCGAGGCGCAACUGGAGGCGGCGCUCAAGCGGUCGCGCGAGGAAGAGGAGGCGGAACGCGAGAAGGUCGAACGGGUUACGAAGACCAGGAAGACGGAAGGGGAGAUAUCGAGCGCGAAGGAACGGUACCUCGCUCGAAAGCGCGAGCAGGAGGAGGCCAAGAAGAAGGGGUUGGCGGAGUAG